CGCAAGACCCUUCUGCCAGUCAGUGCCGUGCCGUCAAUAAUCAAUCGCGCAGAGGCUUGCCGCCUCCUCGGCGCCUCCUGACCUGCGCGCGUCUCGGCCGAUGGAUUUUCCUUUGAAUCAGCGGGGGCGGCGUCGACCCCGUCCCGUCGAAAACAGCGAAGCGAAGCGAUUGAUAAUCGCUGACAAUUGCUCUGCAAACCCAGACUGGCACUAACUAACCGAGCGGGAUGAUGCCAUGGCAUAGCAUGCACCACCGCCCACCGCCGUAUCUACGAGCAUCGGGCGGCCCUAGCUCACCUGUCGCCCCACGGCGGGCAAUGAUGAAUGCCACACGCAUCUCGCAAGGGGGCCCUACGCCUGCUACAUGUCAUGUCUACAGCACGACGUGGCGGGCGAGCUCUCGGACGGCCCGGCCGUUCUUUCGUUUGGAUCCAUGGCCCUGGUGGCGGGGCGGCUCGGCGUCUCGGCAGUGAAAUAAUAAUAAAUGGCGAAUAAUUAACACAAAAAGUUUUCGACGACGACCCUCGACAGCGACGCCAACGACGAAGUUCUCUUGCUGCUGCUUGCCGGGCGGGUUGAAGAAGAGGCUCCAUUUGUUGCUGUCGCUCUUCGACGACCGAGACGGACGGGCGGACGGAUGACGAUACACCAGCUGAACAACAAUCCGCGGCCCGACAUGGACUCUCGUGGCGAGAAACCACCCCCCGGCGACGAUCGUGACGCGGCGGCAAGCGACCCAAUCACCCGAGAACCAUCUGCCGCCGAGUCGAUAUGGGUCGCCGAGUCCAUGUCGCUUCCUCGUGAGGCGGCCUUCGUCGCCCUGGUGUGCAUGGCGCAGUUUUGCACCCGUACGACACGCCCAGGUCCCCGAACGGAUUUGAUAUAGGACUGACUUGGCUAUUUCGAUGCGCGCAGAGGCGUCAUACAUGGGCACGCUGGUCCUCCUCCGGACCAUCGGCCAGACCUUCAACAUCACCAGCCCGCCCCAGCUCGCGUGGCUCGUCGCCGGCUACUCCCUGACCGUCGGCACCUUCAUCCUCUUCUCCGGGCGGCUGGGCGACGUCUUCGGCUACAAGCGCCUCCUCCUCACCGGCCUGGCCUGGUUCUCGCUGUGGUCCCUCGUCGCCGGCCUGAGCGUCUACUCCAACUACCGCCUCGCCGUCUUCUCCCGCGUCCUGCAGGGCAUCGGCCCGGCCAUCUGUCUGCCCAACGCGCUGGCCAUCUUCGGCACCGCAUACCCCCCGGGCCACCGCAAGGCCAUGGUCUUUGCCUUCUUUGGCGCCGUGGCCCCCAUUGGCGCCGUCUUUGGCGGCACCUUUGCCUCGCUGCUGACCCUCGCCUGGUGGCCCUGGGCGCUCUGGGUCAUGGCCAUGUGGCUGGCCUUUCUCGCCAUCGCGGGCAACUGGAUCAUCCCGGCCCUCCCGUCGAAGAUGCCGCUACCGCGCGACUGGAAGUCGUGGGUGCAGGGCCUCGACCUGCCGGGUGCCUUUGUCGGCAUCGUAGCCCUGGUGCUCUUCAACUUUGCCUGGACGCAGGCUCCCAUUGACGGUUGGGGGACGGCGACUGUCAUCGCGCCGCUCGUCCUCGGGCUUGUGCUCUUCGGCCUGUUCGUCUACAUCGAGCUCAAGCUGAGCUCCAGGCCGCUUUUGCCCUUUGACGCGGUCAACGCAGACGUGGCUUUCGUAUUGGCUGCCGUCGUCUGCGGCUGGGCUACGUUUGGCAUCUGGACGCUGUAUCUCGUCCAGAUCCUGCAAGACAUCCGCCAUCUCUCCCCCUUGCUCACCACGGCGUGGUUCUGCCCCGUGGCCGUGGCCGGCGCUGCCGCCGCCGUCUUCACAGGCAAGCUACUGGGCCCCUGGCAAGUAAGGCCUCCGCUCGUCAUGACCCUUGCGCUCAUCGCCUUCACCACGGGCGCCAUCUUGACGGCCUUUGCGCCGGCCACGCAGCUGUACUGGGGACAGACCUUUGUGUCCAUGAUCGUCAUGCCCUUUGGCAUGGACAUGAGCUUUCCCGCCGCCACCCUCAUCCUCUCCGACGCCGUUGCCAGGCACCACCAAGGCAUCGGCGCCAGUCUGGUGAAUACCGUCGUCAAUUACGGAAUCGCGCUCGGCGUUGGCUUCGCUGGGACUGUCGAGGUCCACGUGCACGGGAGCGGCGAGACCAAGGAAGAGAGGCUGCGAGGCUUCCGCGGUGCCUUGUACAUGGCCAUUGGCUUGGCUGGGCUUGGUCUACUCAUAUGCCUUGCAUUCUUGGCCCGUGAAUUGAUGAGGUCGCGGCGGUCGCGAUGACCCUCCCCAUGACUGCUUCGCACAGCAGCCGCAGCAUGGGAACCUCCAACGCAUUCUAGACCGGCUGUCCGUGCCCUGAUCGGCGAAGCGGCAGACCCGCCUCGGCAUGAUUACCGCUAAUACGGCGCCCAUCUGUCCCACCGGGACUGGAGAACGAUGGCUUGGUUCAUUAAAGUCGCGUCGACACAUGCGACAGGCGACAGGCGACACUUGUCGUCUUCCUUUUCCUCUUUGUUAAGCGACGCAUGCAACACUGGCGUGUUUAUAGAAGUCUGUCCCCGUCUCUGCCUGAUGUAGAUUUUGAGGCCUCUAAGAAACGGGCAAGGCUGCAAAGGCCUCUGCUCUGAGACGCAGGGUUGGACCACAACUAGACGUUGAAGAAUCUUGAGAAACAUCAUCUCCCGGACAAUAAUUAAGAUGGUAGGAAGUCGGUUUGGACUCACGCGAAGGGGUUGCA
Molecule: messenger RNA, 2745 nt
Organism: Purpureocillium takamizusanense
Lineage: Eukaryota; Fungi; Ascomycota; Sordariomycetes; Hypocreales; Ophiocordycipitaceae
Gene: ATR1
Product: multidrug-resistance type transporter aminotriazole resistance, variant 2
Exons: 1
Coding region: 906-2288 (460 amino acids)
Biological process (GO): transmembrane transport
Cellular component (GO): membrane
Molecular function (GO): transmembrane transporter activity
Source: RefSeq, a predicted model, not a curated record